This is a messenger RNA of Arabis nemorensis, 2145 nucleotides long. NCBI's taxonomy places the organism in Eukaryota, Viridiplantae, Streptophyta, Magnoliopsida, Brassicales, Brassicaceae. The record is from the annotation of a GenBank genome assembly.
AUGGAAAAAUUACAAGCAACCUCCUCAUGCCUCCUUGUCUUGUUCUUGAUCAGUUUAGUCUCAGCAGUCAAAGAUGAUCCUCAAGAAAAACAAGUGUAUAUUGUCUACAUGGGUUCACUUCCUUCUCGAUCGGACUACAUACCAAUGUCAAAUCACAUAAGUAUUCUUCAAGAGGUCACCGGAGAAAGUUCGAUCGAAGGUCGUCUGGUGAGAAGUUAUAAGAGGAGUUUUAACGGGUUCGCGGCCCGACUCACAGAGGCAGAACGGAAACGAGUAGCCGAAAUGGAGGGAGUUGUGUCUGUGUUCCCGAAUAAGAACUACAAAGUCCAAACGACUAGGUCUUGGGAUUUCAUAGGGUUAAAGGAAGGAAAAAAUACAAAUCGAAACUUGGCCGUAGAGAGUGAUACCAUAAUCGGAGUCAUAGACACUGGGAUUUGGCCUGAAUCCGAGAGCUUUUCCGAUAAAGGCUUUGGUCCUCCUCCCAAGAAAUGGAAAGGUGUUUGUUCCGGCGGCAAAAACUUCACAUGCAACAACAAGUUGAUCGGAGCGAGAGAUUACACAAGCGAAGGCACUAGGGACCGCGAUGGUCACGGUACACACACAGCGUCCACAUCCAUUGGAAACGCAGUCCCGAACACAAGCUUCUUUGGAAUCGGCAAUGGAACGGCAAGAGGAGGCGUUCCGGCCUCUAGAAUUGCAGCUUACAAAGUCUGCACAGCGAUGGGGUGUAGCUCGGAAGCUGUACUGUCUGCGUUUGAUGACGCGAUUGCGGACGGUGUCGACCUCAUCAGCAUCUCUGUUGGGGGAGAACACGCCUCGUUAUACGAUGUGGACACGAUUGCUAUUGGGGCUUUUCACGCUAUGGCCAAAGGGAUUCUCACUAUGCACUCAGCUGGUAACUCUGGUCCGAAUCCAACCUCAGUCGUGAGCGUAGCACCGUGGAUCUUAACCGUUGCAGCCAGCACCACAAACCGUGCGUUUGUCACCAAAGUUGUUCUCGGAAACGGCAAGACACUUAUCGGGAAGUCAGUGAAUGCUUUCGAUCUGAAAGGAAAGAAGUACCCUCUGGUGUACGCAAAAUCUUAUAGAGAAUGUCAAGAUAAAUCUCUUGUGAAGGGAAAGAUCGUGGCGUGCAUAUAUUCAACUAGUCCAAAAGGUGCUAUUGCAUCCAUAGUUAGAGACACCACAGACUAUGCCGGCGUAAGCAGUGUGGACCUCUCUGCUCUAUCACCAAAUGACUUUGACUCUCUCGUCUCUUACAUUAACUCCACAAAGUCUCCACAAGGCACUGUUCUAAAAACUGAGGCAAUCUUUAAUCAGAAAGCUCCUAAAGUUGCUUCCUUCUCAUCUCGCGGUCCAAACAACGUUGCUGUUGAUCUUCUAAAGCCAGAUAUAACAGCACCAGGAGUGGAGAUUCUUGCUGCAUUUUCACCUUUGGCUUCACCGUCUAUAGACUCGAACGACAGAAGACGUGUGAAGUAUUCUGUUAUCUCUGGAACUUCGAUGUCUUGUCCACACGUUGCAGGCGUGGCCGCCUACAUCAAGACUUUUCAUCCUGAUUGGUCUCCUUCCGUGAUCCAAUCUGCCAUCAUGACAACCGCUUGGCCGAUGAAUGCUUCUGAAACUGGCAAUGCAUCGACCGAGUUUGCUUAUGGAGCUGGACAUGUCGACCCAAUAGCCGCUCUUAAUCCUGGACUAGUCUAUGAACUGGACAAAGCAGACCACAUUGCCUUUCUCUGUGGCUUGAACUACAGUUCAAAAGCUAUUGAACUCAUUUCCGGUGAAAUGGUCACUUGCACUGGGAAGACCUCACCAAGAAACCUCAAUUAUCCUUCGAUGUCGGCUAAACUUUCGGGAUAUAAUAGCUCCUUCAUUGUGACUUUCAAAAGAACCGUCACCAACCUCGGUACCCCGAACCCUACAUACAAAUCAAGGAUUGUCUUAAACCACGGAUCUAAGCUCAAUGUCAAGGUCUCGCCUAGUGUCCUAACUAUGAAGUCGACGAACGAGAAGCAGUCUUUCACGGUAACUGUUUCAGGCAGCGGUCUUGACCCAAAACUGCCUUCGUCUGCAAAUUUAAUCUGGUCUGAUGGAACACAUAACGUGAGAAGUCCCAUUGUUGUCUAUACUGAUAGUGAUGACUGA